UUAGUCGCCCACCAAGAGCACCUCGAUCAUGGCGACCUCCAAGACCGUGCUGUCCUUCGAGGGCGAGCGCGAGCUCGUGACGGAAGCACGUGCCCACGAGUUGGUGCAAACAUACGCGAAUGAAGAGGCGGAACCGCCGGCCUUCACGCACAUCACGCUGCGCAACAAGAGCUACACCAUCGAGGCAGCGCGAGUGAUUGCCGCGUUCUUCUCGCGUCUGGAGGCUCGCGGUGCCUUCGCUCAGCUCACGAGCGUGGACUUUGCCGAUAUGAUCGCUGGUCGCCCCGAGGACGAGGCGCUUCAAGUGCUGUCCACGCUCUGCGACGCGCUGAGCGCCAUCAAGACGCUCACGCGCAUCGAUCUAAGUGACAACGCACUAGGCGAGAAGGGCGUGCGUGCCUGCUUCGGCCUGUUGCAAAACCAGGAGCAGUUGCAGCACAUGUACUUCUGCAACAACGGUAUCUCGGCUGCGGCUGCGGGUGUCAUUGCACAGGAGGUGCUGCUGUUCCGCGGUCAGGACACCCCCACCAAGCUCGAGACCUUCCACUUCUACAACAACAUGAGCGGCGAUGGUGGUGCCAUUGCGCUGGCUAAACUACUGCCGCUAUCCCCGGCACUCAAGGAUCUAAGAUUUUCAGCCACUCGAGCUCAGAGGGAGGGAAGUCUAACGUUUGCUAAGGCUCUGGCCUCGCUUCAAAAGCUCGAGAAACUUGACCUAAGCGACAAUACCUUCAAGGCCCAGGGAGGUGAGGCUAUCGCUGCAGCAGUCAAGAACAUGCCCAAUUUGGUGGAGAUCAAUCUCCGUGACGCUGCCACUGAGGACGACGGCUUGGUGGCCAUCGUAGAUGCGCUGCAUGAGAGCGGCGCUGCUAAGUGGCUUACGGCACUGGAUGUGUCUGGUAACGACCUGACUGCUGAGAGUAUGCCGGCGCUGGGACACAUGCUGCGUGAUAGUGCUGCGUUGCGUGUGCUGCAGGUGGAGGAAAACGAGAUCGGUUCCAAGGGCGCUAAGGCCAUUGCCAAGGCUCUGAAGGCUGGAGCGCCGGCGCUGGAGAAGGUGGUCGCUAACGUGAACGAAAUUGGCGCGUCUGGCGCGAUUGCAUUUGUAAAGGUUGUCGCUGACAAGAAGGCGUUCGUGAAACUGGAGAUCGAUGGCAACCAGAUCUCGGCGGACGGUGUGGCUAGCAUCGAGUCGCUCCUGGAAAGCAUGGGGAAAAGUGACUUGCUGGGAUCGCUAGAAGACAACGACGAGGACGAAGAGGAGGAAGAGGACGACGAUGAAGAGGAGACUGCUGCGGUGAAGGACGUGACGGCUAUGCUUGACAAGGUGACGAUUUCUGAAGCAAGCUUUGAGUUCGAGAACAAAAGUCGUGAAGUUGUUGAUGCUGCUCGUGCCGAGCAACUGCUGGAGGCUGCUGGGAUUAAGGUGAACGAGCGUUCGCCGCUGCACUUUAAGUCUAUUUCUCUGCGCGGAAAGAGCUACACCGACUCUGGUGCAAAGGUCAUCGCGGACGCGUUGCUGUCGCGCCUACAAAGCGAUCUCAAAGUGGUGGACUUGGCUGAUGUGAUCGCUGGCCGCCCAGAAGACGAGGCUCUCCGGGUCCUCUCCGUCAUGUGCCGCGCACUUCGUGGCCACGGUCUGGAUGAAAUCGACUUGAGUGAUAACGCACUUGGAGAGAAGGGUGUGCGCGCUUGCUUUGACCUCCUGAUCCCACAGCCGACGCUCCGCCGUCUCUUGUUCUGCAACAAUGGCAUUUCCGCUGCCGCUGCCAGUGUGAUCGCCCAGGAGAUCGUGCUGCAGAAUGGGAAGGAUGCUCAAUCAACGCUGGAGGAGUUUCAUUUUUACAACAACAUGAGCGGACACGACGGCUGUGUAGCGGUGGCUAACGUCCUUGCCCAGUGCAAGAAGCUGACGCUUCUGCGCUAUGCCAGUGCCCGUGCAGGCCCGGAGGCGAGCGAACAGAUGGCUCGCAGCGUCAAUACACACCUGCGUGACCUUAAGUCGCUCGACUUGAGCGAUUGCUCGUUCGAAGAAGACGGCGCCACGCAGCUCGCCGAAGCCAUCAGCAAGCAGCCGAGUCUUCAGUACCUCAAGCUGCGCGAUGCUUUGCUGUGUGCUGAGGGUGCUACGAAGGUGGUGAAGGCGUUAGCAAGUAGCAAGAUCCAAUUGGUGGAGCUGGAUCUGUCGGGUAACGAGUUGGCGGACGACGGUAUCGUGUCCCUUGCUCCUCUGCUGAAGUUCCAAUCGCAGCUGAAAGUUCUGCGCCUCGAUGAGAACGAGGUAACGUCGGAGGGCCUGAAGGAUUUUGUGGCGGCUUUGAGCUCAGGCAGCCUCCCGGCCCUUGAGGAACUGUCUCUGUGCGGCAACGAGAUCACAGCCAAGGGAGCGAUUGCAGUCGUGGACACCUUCGUGCCUACGAGGACGGCCCUUGCACGUCUGGAGCUAGACACCAACAUGAUCUCUGACAAAGGCGUGGAGCACAUCAAGGCCUCGCUGGCUAAGCAAGGUAAAACCACCAUUUUGGGCUCGCUAGAGGAAAACGACGGGGACGAGGAGAGCGACGACGAGUAG
Phytophthora infestans T30-4 is the source of this 2572-nucleotide messenger RNA. RefSeq lists its product as uncharacterized. The record is from RefSeq and is a predicted model, not a curated record. The transcript has a single exon. Lineage: Eukaryota; Oomycota; Peronosporomycetes; Peronosporales; Peronosporaceae. The coding region runs from base 29 to 2572 and encodes 847 amino acids. Gene Ontology annotation, molecular function: protein binding; GTPase activator activity.